Molecule: messenger RNA, 2794 nt
Organism: Grus americana (Whooping crane)
Lineage: Eukaryota; Metazoa; Chordata; Aves; Gruiformes; Gruidae
Gene: MTMR11
Product: myotubularin related protein 11
Exons: 15
Coding region: 122-2164 (680 amino acids)
Source: RefSeq, a predicted model, not a curated record
GGCCGGGCCGGGUCGGGGCCGGGGCGGGCGGUGGCGCUCGGGGCUCCCGGGCUGCUCCGCUCCGGUUCCGGCUCCCCCCGCCGCCGCCGCUCCGGGCCCGCCCGGCCAAAGCGGCUCCGCCAUGAGCCGCCGCCCGGCCUUCCCCGCGCUGCCAGGGGAGCUGGUGCUGGAGGAGGCGGCGGGCGCCCGGCAGCGCUGCGGGGAGGGCGAAGGUUCCGUCCCCGGGACGCUGCUCUGCACCAACCGCCGCGUCGCCUUCCUGCCCGCACAGGCCCCCGGCUCCCGUGCCUUCCUCCACAGCGAGUACGACGUGGCGCUGCCCUGCAUCCGCAAGCUGGUGGCAGCCAGCAGCUUCGCCAAGCCCAAGGUGCUGACGGCCGCCUCCACCCUCAAGUUCAUCCCCGAGGAGCUGGCAGUUUUCUGCCGGGAUUUCCGCCUGCUCCGCUUCUAUUUCCACGAGAACGGGUUGGCUCCGCAGGCGUUUCGGGUCGCCAACGCCAUCGCCCAGGCGCGGGAGGCAGCCGCGUGGCUGGGGGACACCGGCGAGGGACACGAUGGCUGGUCCUGCCCUGCCGAAACCACUUUGGAGGAUGAGGACGAGGAGGAGGAGGAGGAGGAGGAGGAGGAGGAGGAGGAAGGCUCGGCUGCCACGCUGCUCUUUGAGAACCUGCGUGACUGGGAGAAGGAGCUGAAGCGCCUGGGUGCCGCGGGCUGGAGGGUGAGCGCCAUCAACGAGCGCUUCGACAUGGCCCCCAGCCUCCCCCGGUACCUGUGGGUGCCCAGCGCGCUCCUGGACCACGACCUCAAGCGGAUCUUUGCCCACUUCGAGGAGCGCCGGGUGCCCCGCCUGUGCUGGCACCACCCGGGCGGCAGCGACCUGCUGAGAGCCGCCAGCUUCCACGCAGCCUCGGAGCCGGGCAGCGAGGACGUGAGGUGCCUGGAGGCUCUGCUGCUGGGGGGCCGCGGGCCCUGCGUGCUGGCCGACGCCGCUGAGCUGCCCACCCUCGCCGACAUCCAGCUCGCCCACCUCAAGCUGCGGGCGCUCUGCCUGCCCGGCGCGGCGGCGGAGGAGAAGUGGCUCUCGGCACUGGAGGGGACGCGCUGGCUGGACCACGUCCGCACCUGCUUGAGAAAAGCCGUGGAGGUGGCGUCGCUGCUGGCGGGGAGACGCUGCUCCGUCCUCCUGCAAGAGCCAUCGGACCGGGACCUGAACUGCCUGCUGGCCUCGCUGGUGCAGCUCCUGGGGGACCCCCACGCCCGCACCCUGCCCGGCUUCCAGAGCCUGGUGCAGCGGGAGUGGGUGGCAGCGGGGCACCCCUUUCCCCGCCGACUCGGGCUCCUCCGUCGCGACAGCCCCCGGGAGGAGGCCCCCGUUUUCCUGCUGUUCCUGGACUGCACGUGGCAGCUGGUGCGGCAAUUCCCGGCGGCUUUCGGCUUCACCGAGGCCUAUCUCCUCGCCCUCCACGACAGCAGCUUCGCUCCCUACUUCAGCACCUUCCUCUUCAGCUGCCAGCGCCAGCGCGGCCGCGGCAGCCCGCACCGGUUCCGCAGCCAGACCUACACGCCGGUGAACGGCUGGCGGGACCCCCCCCGGGGCGUGCCGCGGGCGGGCAGGACGGGCAGCGCUGCCUGCGGUCUGCCCGCCGUCUGGGACUGGGGGCUGCGCUACAGCCGGCAGCAGCGGGCCCGAUUCAGGAACCCAGCGGGUGCUGCUGGCACCCCGGGACACCCCGACACCGCGGACCCCCAGAGCCCGGGCAGGCCGGCCGACGCCUGGCCGGCGCCCGGGAACGUGUUCACGCUGACCAAGGGGACGUUGUCCCCCCAACCCUUUCCCUGGAGGAGCGGCCGCCCCCCGCCGCGCCUGUCGCGCUGGGCCCCCUCCCUGGAGAGCCUCAGCGACCGGGGGGGCAACUCGGGGGGCAACCGGCCCCCCGUGCCCCCCCCGGGGCUGCUGCUGCCCUGCGCCGCGGGACCCUCCGUCCGGCUCUGGCGUCGCUGCUACCUGCGGGGGCUGCCCGAGGCACAGCGCGGGCGCUUCGCCCCGUCACCGGCCGGGCUGGCCGAGGAGCUGACGCUGCUGCAGGACCGGCUCAGCGCCUGGCAGGCCGCGGCGAGACCCCGCACCAAAACCGCCGGCGGCCCCUUUGCACCGUCGCGGUGAGGGCACCCCGGGGUGGGGGACCCCCCCCCCCCCCAACCUCCGUGGGGACACGCGGCCGCAGGGACAACCCUGUCCCUCGGGGCUCCCUCCAGCCGCGUGGGUUUUGGGGGGACACUCCCCGCCCCCCCCAAAAUCGCCCGGUGCCUUCUGCCGCUGCCUUCGAACGGUUCCCCGCUGCCGCCCUCCUGCUCCUCGCCGGGGACCGGGGCUUUUCGGGGCCGGAGGCGGCGCGGGGGGGUCCCCGAAGGUGCCCCCCUCUGCCCGGGGCGCAGCGGUUUCGCGGUUUUUCGUUAAAUUCUUGCUACCUCCAGGGAGGCUUUGAGGGGCUCGGGGCUGGGACGGCCCCAUCCAGCCCGGGGAGCAGGAUCCGGCCCCGCCGUGGGCCCGACGUCCCGCUGCCAUCCCCGCCGUGACGGGACGGCGCGAGGGACCCGGGCUGGGGCCCCCGAAUGCCGGGGGGGGGCCGAGGCUGGGGCCGGGCCGGCCGUUCCUGGUGUUCCCCCCCGUCUGUACUUCGGGUGUUCGGCAGCCAUUAAACGCAGUUCUGCAGGUGACCGUGCGUGGCUGGGGGGGGACGGGGGGGGCCCUUGGGCACCGGGAUCCCCCGGCACUGGGAUCCCCCCCAUACUG